Messenger RNA from Trifolium pratense (red clover), 545 nucleotides. Its product is annotated as anaphase-promoting complex subunit 13. The record is from RefSeq and is a predicted model, not a curated record. The transcript has 4 exons. The coding region runs from base 77 to 268 and encodes 63 amino acids. Gene Ontology annotation, biological process: protein K11-linked ubiquitination. Lineage: Eukaryota; Viridiplantae; Streptophyta; Magnoliopsida; Fabales; Fabaceae. Gene Ontology annotation, cellular component: anaphase-promoting complex.
AACACUUUCUUCUUUCAUCGGCAGGGACAAUCAUCUCAGUCUCAGUCAGGAAAUACAGUGUGGUGGAAAAGCUAACAUGGCAGAUCUGAGUUUGGGAAUUCUAAUUGAUAUUGUUGAUGAGGAUUGGAUGAGAGACACGCUUCCUGCAGAUGAUCUUCCACUGCCCCCAACGCUCGUUGUUCGGACUGAUGAUACUGAAGACUCGAAUCAGGAGACGCAGCAAGUUAAUAAGGAUGUUUGGCACGAUCUUGCCCUUGGCCAAGAGUAGAAGUAUCAAUUAACUAGUGCCAUUGUGUCAUGCUUAAUAGUAAGCAGAUGAUAUUGCUUCCCGUUACUGAACUAGGCACCUUCCUUUCUAUGUACCUGAUAGAUAUUAAGAAAUCAUGGUUUUCAUUUCUGGCUGCUUCCUGCCUUAAAAGCACUCUUUUGUAUUUUUUGCUUUAAACUCUGAAGGCAACUAUGCACAAAUAGUGUUUACUGUUUAGUUUGGGAAAUGAAAGGAAGGAGAGGGAGUUUAAAUAAAAUCUCUAGUUUCUUGUGAGAUU